UUCCGGUGAGCCUCUAGGGCGUCGGAGCGGAAGCGGCGGCGGCUGUUGCGGAGGCUGUGAGCUGAGCUGGUCGGCAGGCUCCUAUCCUAACGUUCUCUGGGCGAAGCCGCAUCUGCCUGUCAGAGGUAUCCACCAUGUUCUCCUUCAACAUGUUUGACCACCCGAUUCCCCGGGUCUUCCAGAACCGCUUCUCCACGCAGUACCGCUGCUUCUCUGUGUCCAUGCUCGCAGGGCCUAAUGACAGGUCAGAUGUGGAGAAAGGAGGGAAGAUAAUUAUGCCGCCCUCAGCCCUUGAUCAACUCAGCCGACUCAACAUUACCUACCCCAUGCUGUUCAAACUGACCAACAAGAACUCAGACCGCAUGACGCACUGUGGUGUGCUGGAGUUUGUGGCCGAUGAGGGCAUCUGCUACCUCCCACACUGGAUGAUGCAGAAUUUGCUGUUGGAAGAAGGGGGCUUGGUCCAGGUGGAGAGUGUCAACCUUCAAGUAGCCACGUACUCCAAAUUCCAGCCUCAGAGCCCCGACUUCCUGGACAUCACCAACCCAAAAGCAGUAUUAGAAAACGCAUUAAGAAACUUUGCCUGCCUGACCACAGGGGAUGUGAUUGCCAUCAACUACAAUGAGAAGAUUUAUGAACUGCGGGUGAUGGAGACCAAGCCUGACAAAGCCGUGUCCAUCAUCGAGUGUGACAUGAACGUAGACUUCGAUGCCCCACUGGGCUACAAGGAGCCUGAAAGACAAGUCCAACAUGAGGAGUCCGCUGAAGGUGAAGCUGACCACAGUGGCUACGCUGGAGAGCUGGGCUUCCGUGCCUUCUCCGGCUCUGGAAAUAGACUGGAUGGGAAGAAGAAAGGUGUAGAGCCCAGUCCCUCCCCAAUCAAGCCUGGAGACAUUAAAAGAGGAAUUCCCAAUUAUGAAUUUAAACUUGGUAAGAUCACUUUUAUCAGAAAUUCACGUCCACUGAUUAAAAAGGUCGAAGAGGAUGAAGCUGGAGGCAGAUUCGUCGCUUUCUCUGGAGAAGGACAGUCCUUGCGUAAAAAAGGAAGAAAGCCAUAAGUCGGGACUGUUGGCUGAUUGGAAAAUAAAAUAAUAAAUUGCAACAUAA
Suricata suricatta (meerkat) is the source of this 1107-nucleotide messenger RNA. It is a transcript of the gene UFD1, whose product is annotated as ubiquitin recognition factor in ER associated degradation 1. The coding region runs from base 135 to 1058 and encodes 307 amino acids. Gene Ontology annotation, cellular component: VCP-NPL4-UFD1 AAA ATPase complex. Gene Ontology annotation, molecular function: polyubiquitin modification-dependent protein binding. The record is from RefSeq and is a predicted model, not a curated record. The transcript has 12 exons. NCBI's taxonomy places the organism in Eukaryota, Metazoa, Chordata, Mammalia, Carnivora, Herpestidae.